UGUUGCUGCGCACGCGCGUGUCUGCGGCAGGCUCGCCAUGUUGCCGAGGGAGGCCGGUGGCCGCGUUCUGGUUCCGGUUCCGGUUGGGUCGCCAUGGCCGUGCUGGCAGCCAACCCCAACAACCCCGUGGUCUUCUUCGAUGUCAGCAUCGGCGGCCAGGAGAUCGGCCGCAUGAAGGUGGAGCUGUUCGCUGACGUUGUGCCCAAAACGGCGGAGAAUUUCAGGCAAUUUUGUACAGGUGAAUUCAGGAAAGAUGGUGUUCCAAUAGGUUACAAAGGCAGCACUUUCCACAGGGUCAUUAAGGAUUUCAUGAUACAGGGAGGUGACUUUGUAAACGGAGAUGGUACUGGAGUAGCUAGUAUAUACCGGGGCCCCUUUGCAGAUGAAAACUUCAAACUCAGACAUUCUGCUCCUGGGCUGUUGUCUAUGGCAAACAGUGGUCCAAGUACAAACGGGUGUCAGUUCUUCAUCACGUGUUCCAAAUGUGACUGGCUGGAUGGGAAGCACGUUGUGUUUGGUAAAAUCGUUGAUGGGCUCCUUGUCAUGAGAAAAAUUGAGAAUGUACCUACUGGUCCAAAUAACAAACCCAAACUGCCAGUGGUCAUCUCACAGUGUGGUGAAAUGUAGAGCAAUGAACGCAGAAAUCUCGUCUUUUAGCCACCGACUUUCAGAUUUUAACAAGCAGCUAGUGGCAUGGAGGCACUGCAUACUAUUCCUCUCCACUCAUAUCAUCUACAAGAUGAAUGGAACUGCUUUCUGAAAACAAGCUAAGCCCAAAUCAUUCCCAAAAUACCUGCAUAGAGACAACACAAGGAAGGGUUUAGAUCCACAGUGCUUUGCAGACAUUUAGGACCCAAUCCUGGAAGGUGCUGAGUGCCCUCAGCCCCUUAGAGAAGGCAUUCAGUGCUUUACAGGGGCAGGCCCUCAAUAAAUGAAGCCUCUGUGGUAGGUAAGUAAUAUAAUUCUGUGCUGCUUCCUCUGCCCAGUUCGCAGUUUCUGUUAGCUGAGUAGUUGUGCUAAGAUGAUGAACCGUGAAAUCAUUAAUAAUGUUGAUGUUGAAAUUGCCAUCUUGAGGUUUCAGCUCAUCCACUGGGCUGAUGUGUGGAGCACGCUUCACUCAGAGGUGGGCGUUAAGUUGCUUACAGACUUGGGCAGGCGUUUACACUCUGCUCACAGUUUUCAAAGCUGCUUUUGCAGCUGUGGUGGCUGGGAGCAAAAUUUGUAAAUGAAAGCUGAGAUUCUGCUGCAGAUUCCAUGGCCCCAGGAUUGUGGCAUUCCCAUGUCCCUGAUAGGGACUAGCUGAGAUACAGCUACAGGCACUGUGGCUCAGCUGAGUCCCACUGCACAGCAAUGUAACCCGGAGCACGAGUGCCAAAUUUCUUAGCUGUUUCUUUUCCAUCCCUUCAGCUGUUCUUCUUGGGGAUCAGUUAGUCAGAGGAUUAUGUGAACUCUGACAUGGCUGUUACUAUUACUGAUCUUUCUCCUCCCACUUCCAGGUAGUCACUGGUCCCUCGUUACCCAUCACUGUGGCUGCCCCAGUCUUUUCCUGCAGGCCAUAUCUGUGCUGCUGGCAUGUCUACAGAAGUUUCUG
This is a messenger RNA of Gopherus evgoodei (Goodes thornscrub tortoise), 1591 nucleotides long. RefSeq names its product peptidylprolyl isomerase H (gene PPIH). Bases 94 to 627 code for a protein of 177 amino acids. Gene Ontology annotation, molecular function: peptidyl-prolyl cis-trans isomerase activity. Gene Ontology annotation, cellular component: intracellular membrane-bounded organelle. Gene Ontology annotation, biological process: protein peptidyl-prolyl isomerization; protein folding. The transcript has 10 exons. Lineage: Eukaryota; Metazoa; Chordata; Testudines; Testudinidae. The record is from RefSeq and is a predicted model, not a curated record.